AUGCCGUUAUAUGCAAAUGGCACAGUAAGCUUGUCCAUCAGCAUCUUACUGUCCCUCACCGUGUUCUUCUUGCUGCUGGCCGAGAUCAUUCCGCCGACGUCGCUGGUUGUGCCGUUACUAGGGAAAUUCGUGCUGUUCACUAUGAUAUUAGACACGUUAAGUAUAUGCGUGACCGUGGUGGUGCUGAACGUGCAUUUCCGCUCGCCCCAGACGCACACCAUGGCCCCUUGGGUGAGGAGGGUCUUCAUCCACAUUCUUCCGAGACUGUUGGUUAUGCGAAGACCUCAGUACCAGAUGGAUAAGCACCGUUUGUUUGCAAAGGCUAAGACCGGGAUGCUUAGAUCUUGCAAUGGCGGAGAUAUGAGAGAUUCCUGCAACUAUUAUCCUGCUGAUACAUUCCAGGACUCCAGGGAAAAUUCAUUCAG
Molecule: messenger RNA, 425 nt
Organism: Penaeus vannamei (Pacific white shrimp)
Lineage: Eukaryota; Metazoa; Arthropoda; Malacostraca; Decapoda; Penaeidae
Source: RefSeq, a predicted model, not a curated record